Molecule: messenger RNA, 5071 nt
Organism: Schistosoma guineensis
Lineage: Eukaryota; Metazoa; Platyhelminthes; Trematoda; Strigeidida; Schistosomatidae
Source: the annotation of a GenBank genome assembly
AUGGACACUGAGUUAGAAAAUGUUUUGGGGAACCUUAAUGAAGUAUCAAAGCUUCUGUUGAAUAAGAGUUUUCAAGAGGUUGUUAAUUAUUUCGAUAAACUUCUGAGAUCUGAUAAGUCAAAUAGAUUGAAUUCCCUUGAAGCACUUCUAGUAGGUGUCAGUAAACAUGAGCAGCUGUUAGAGAUAUAUGAGCAUGUUGUUGAUUUCUUAUGGUCAAAAGAGGUGGAUACUUCUAUUAGACUUAUAUUUUUUUCAUUUCUAAAUAAUAAUUUAGACUUUCUAGAAGAUUGGAAGGUUGAGCGUUUGUGCUUCCGAAUGAUUCGAAAACUAAUCUAUGUAUGCUCAGAGCCAUCACUUUUGUUCGAUGUUCUAGCCAGGGCAUUAGUGAAGCUGGAAAACUCUAAUACUGUUUUAAGUUCAAUGGUUGAUUCACUUUGUUCUGUAGAGUGGCACAACGACAAUAUUAUAUACUUAUUGGAUAUUUUCAGUAAUUAUAGCUUACAACAAAAGUCCAUGGAAAAGAUACUGGAAAAAGCUCUUUCCAAAAUUACUUCAUGGGAAUUAGAUAAACGACCAAUUUUUAUACAAAGUAUCCUAUUAUUUUCUUUCCCGAGAUAUAUGGAAUUCCUAUUCUUACAACUUACAUCACUUAUAUAUGGUAGUAGUAGUUGUCCGCCUGAAUCAUUUGAAGUUAUACGUGGCCAGUUAAUGAUGAAAAUAUUCUCAUUAGUUAAAGCUAAUCAACAGUUUGGAAAAACUAUUUUUGAAACUGUCAAGUGUUUGUCCAAAUCAUUAACUGGAUCGGAGUUCUAUUAUACCGUUUUAAUGACCUUACUCCCUAACCGAAGUACUCAAUCUGAAGCCACUCAAUUACUGACUACUUCUAUUUUAACGGGAUUUUCUGAUAGUCACUUGGUGUUAGAGUCGUCGUUUCUUCGUGACUUAUGCCGACUACCGGAUGAUCCUAAAGAAAUUAUCCUCAAACUUAGUGAACACUGCACUUCAAAACAAUGGGAGUUUACUGUUCAAGGAAUGAUCUUACUUGGUUUUACUCUUCUUCGAGCUGCAUGUUCAUCUUCAACCGGUUCUACAGUUAAUAAAUCAAGUGGACGUUUGUCAAAGUCACUAUCAACUUCACCUUUUCAAACUUAUGACACAUUAAAAUCACGUAUUUUAUGCUCUGGCUUAGAUUUACUUCUGCAUAUUUUCAAGCAUUGUCCUUGUUCACGAGAUGAAAUUAUUACAAUAAUUGCAAAUAUUAUAUGGAGUGAAUCAAGUCGAUCUAUAGCUCUUUAUGCAUUAGAUCUUCUAAGUAAUUUGGUCGCUGUAUUCCCUUUGGAGGUAGCAAUUCGAGCUAAUCGUUUAGAUUCAAUCAUUGAUUCAAUCGGGCUAAUACCAUUAUCGAUUUCAACUGCAUUAGUACAUGCUUUAUUACCAUUGAUACGUGCUGGUAGUUUAUUAGAAAUAGGAAAUAAUGUCGAUAGUGAAAAAAGUGACAAUCCGUUUGGUCAAGUUCGUAUGCGAAUAAUAAGUAAUUUGUGCAAAGCUGCUCAAUCACCAAGGAUACCUAGUCGAUGCACAGCGGUAGCUUGUUUAAUACUUUUAUUAAAACAUUUAAAAGUGCCAGUAUCAGCAUUUCGUUCAGCGUCACAACGUUCUUCAUCAUCAAGUUCACUAUCACAACCGUUUGUUUAUUCACAAUCUCAAGCAACACAAAGAAAUCCAUUAGUGUUAUUUAGUCAGUUACAAUCGACACAGAUUGCUCAACAAGCUGUCUUAUUACCAUGUGAUAUUGUACAAAAUGAAGUUUUGUGCACAGAAAUAAUCAGCAUACUUCAUCGUAUUAUAUUUUCAGCAUUUUUUCGUUCUCAACCAGGCAGUCUAUUAGCAGAUCCAGAGAAUAUCGUUAAGUCUAAUAUAUACUGGGAUAUUUUAAUUUGGUGUCUACAACUCAUCUUGACUUUACCAAUAUUUAAUUUAUCCUGGAAGCGGUUACAUUCUCGUGAGACUUCCAAUAGUGGAAGUGAAUUAUCACAAAUUUCUUCUGAUUUAUCCAGUGAAACUGCUAGUCAGUUUACACAAUCCACAUUAAACAAUUCCAUACAAUGCGGUCGUUUGGUUACUUAUCCUUUAUUCUCGAAAGCGGUUAAUUUACUGAUUUCCAUAUCAGACUCACUGCGCCUUUUGUCAAAAGAAGAUUUUGGGCUGACAACAGAAACUGAUUUUAGCUCAUCAGCUGUUGGGAAACUAAAUCGUGAUCGUGUUCAUCUGCUUAUCAAUAUUUAUGAUGCGUGUUUAGAAUUCGAAUUGAAAGAUCCGUUAGGCUGCGGUGUAACACAUAUCAAUAGUAAUAAUAAUCUUCAAUCACAAUUUACCAAUCAAAAUUCUGCUGGCCAACCAGCGUGGCUUCGUAUUCGUCAGUUGUUCGCCAAACGUUUAGUUUUAUUGAAUUUACUUAAUGGAAAACAUGGUGGGUAUGUUAUGUCUAGUCAAAACUACGGCAUCUUAUCACCACUAUCACGUCAUGGUUCAGAGUCUCGAUGUGGUCUUCUUAUUAUGAGCUUGGUUUCACUAUCACAAGCAAAUUUGAAGAGCAUCCUUAUUGCAAGUAUCAGAUCGGACUCAGUAAAUCCAUUAGCCUGUCAUGUAUUACAAACCAUUUCAAAUCGUUUAAAUCAGUUUACGCGUUGUGCUGAAGGGGACAUUCCAUGUGCGUAUCGUGAUGCGCUUAUUAGCGAGAUGGGUCCAAUUAUGAAGUGCGUGAUUCGUUUUUAUCAUUAUAAAAUAAUGCUUAAUGAAAAUUACAGUUCGCUUCCCAGUCAUACUCAGUCGACCAAUAUUACUACCACUAUUGGUAAUUCAGAAGAUAAUGAGUUAACCAACCAAUCAGACACAUCAAAAACUCGUCCAACAUCGUCUAUGUCAACUUCAUCAACUGCUUUGCAAGUUAUCAAUAAUGGUAUGACAUUAGCAUUACACUAUUUAGGCAUUCAAAGAUUGCAUAAAUUAUGCAAAAUUAUUUAUCCCGUAACUAAUGAUCCCGAUUAUACAGAGCAAAUGCUGAAUAAUAAUUCUGAUGUGCCAUGUGAUUCUGAAGAUAAUGUAGAUGAUGAAUCUUUGGAAUCUAUGAUUGCUGAGAUUACACCGGCUCAAGCUCUUUCAACCUUCAUUAAGUUAGUUAAGUCAUGGGUAACCAAAGUCUUAAAUCCAGCCGGUGCUGCUAAUUCGUCAACGCAAAAGUUAACUGCUGUUAAUUUUCCUCAUGCUAAAGAUCUAGUUAUUUUAUUACCAUUACUUGUCAAAUUAUGCCGUGCUCGUGCUUCCAUAGGUUCUGAAGUAACAAUUCCAGAUGUGAAUAAAAUCAAUCCAUAUUCAGGUUUAUCUCGUGUUUUAGCCUGGCUUUUACGAUUAAUGCGUGCUCCAAUUCCAUUACGUGGUUCGUCAGAAAUAAAUAGUACAAAUGUUCUUGCCACAUCAGCACGUGUUCAAUUAAUUAAUCAAGCUAUUUGGUUGGCUCAUCUUAUCGGUUCAAAUUCCUUGCCUCAUAAUCCACAAACUCCAGAUGCUGAAUUAGCAUUGGAUGAUUUGAUUCUUGCAUUAUCUAGUGAUUUGACCACUGUUCUGGGUAAUGUGGCCGGUGUAAAGGAUAUUAGUUUAGUACCAGAUGAUAAAGAAUUAACAGUCACUUAUCCUCUGGUUACUCGUUCUUCUGCUCUAUCUAUUUUACCACUGAUUUAUUCUUCUAUAAAACAUUCAAUUCAUGAAUAUGAGUGGUUUUUAACAAAUAUUUCUAUUGAUUGUGCUGGUCGUUUAGAUAUGAAUGAUGGGAAAGGAUCUAAAGAUAUUGAAAAUAAAUUAGAUGGAAAUGAAAAAGAAGAAUCAUUUUGUUUACGUUUAAUUGGUCUUGGAGAAAUUUUAGCUCAACUAUUACAAACUGCAUUACCAGCCCCAAGUGCUCAUGUAGACACAUUAUUGGAAAUUGGAGCUUCAGUGUUCAAUUUACUUAGCCGUUUAACAAAAUAUUAUUUACGAAUUGUCCGACUGAGAUAUGGUCGCUUCCCAGUAAUUUUUGAACGAUUAGUUCGUGUUUACGGUAGAGAAGUUGCUCCACGUGCAUAUGUAUUAUUUUCUUAUAUACAGAAUUCAGAAAGUGAAAAGAUUAAAGGUUUUCAAGAAAACAAGAAUUUGAAAAAGAAGUCAAACGAGAAGAAUGACUGUGAACCGAAAAAGUCAAAGUCUACUGGUGGAAUUUCUCAGGCAUUAAUUUCUCGUACUAUCAAAGAUUCUCGCCUAAUUCCACAAUUAAUAUAUGCUAUUGAACAAUAUGAACGAUUUUUAAUGCAAUUGUCGAAAAAGUCUAAGAUUAAUCUUAUGCGUAAUGUCAAAUUGAGUACAGCACGAGAUUUUCGUAUUAAUCAAGCUGCAGUGAUUGCCAGUUUAGAACAAUCUACUGCUUUGAGUCUUAGUAGUCUUAGUGAUAACAGUGAACCCGAUGAAGAUACUGAGAAUUUAAACAAUGACGUUAUAAAUGCUAAUGAUCCGACUGAGAGAGAAGAGGAAGAUACCAAUCGUAGGAGUGAUAGUGAUAAUGAUGACGAUAAGCAGCACCGUAGUAGCCAUUAUCAAGAUGAUAAUCAUGUUUCUGGUGAUGAAAAUAAUGUGUGUGACGAUAUCGAUUCACAUAAUGUAAUGCAUACUAAUGAUAUAGAUGAAAAUGUAGAAAACAUUUCAUCGAAUCACCUAUCUAAAUCACGUACUACUGUAACACCUGCUUGGGGUCGUCAGAUCAAUCCAGUAUCACAACGUAGAUCAGCAUUGAAAAGAUCAUUGCAAUCAAUUAAUAAUAAUAAUAGCAAUAGUAAUGAUAAUAAUAAUAAUAACCAGUCAACAUGUGAUGCGAAAGCGAAAAAGCCAAAACUCUGAACAUAUAUCUUUUUGGAAAUGUCGUUUGUUAAAGAAACUACGAAAUAGACAAGAUUUUUAAUUCUAUUUAUUGUAUGGGUUUUAGAUUUUUUGUGUGUUUUUCUUCUUAUCAUUGAGAUUUAUAAAGAAAUAUACGUUUUUAUUUCUU